CUAGGAAACCUGUGGUUGUACAAUGUUUUUGAAGAGGAAUUUGGCAGCUUAAGUAAUUCUAGUCAAGGCACCUUUAGUAAACUCAGUCAAGAAGUUGUUUCAAAUUUAUCUGAAACUGUUGUCUCACUGGCUUCAUUCAAUGGAGAUCGGAUUCAUGCUGUCUGCACAGGCAUAGUUGUCAAAAACGAGGGAUGUGGUACAAGUGUCCUAACUUCAGCAACUCUGGUUAGAUCUCUGGAUAUUGAUAAUGGGUGCAAGAUUUUUCCAGGCUUGAUGAUUGAAGUGAGCCUUCCAAAUAACCGAAGUGCCGAUGGGUGGUUGGUGCACUGUGACUUAAAUUACAAUGUUGCUGUUGUCAACAUCAGUCAUUACCCUGGUUUUCGAGCUGCACAUUUUGCUCACCUCAUACAUUUUGGGUGUAAGGUAGUAGCUUUAGGGCGUUGCUUCAAGACAGGCAAAUUGAAGGCCUUGUAUGGGACAGUGAAUGAUGAGCCCAGUGGAGAUUUACGCAAACACCUUAUGAUCUCCACGUGUAAACUCACUAUGACAAUGGCUGGAGGGCCCCUUGUUGAUUUGGAUGGCAGCUUUGUUGGCAUGAACUUUUAUUCUAAGAAGAUGAUGACUCCAUUCCUACCAGUGGACACAAUUUAUAAGUGCUUGGUCCAUGCUGGGAUACUCUGUGCUGAAAUCAAGCAUGGAGGUGAUAGCACAAUUGAAAGAAGCCCAUGUGAGAUACAGGAAUUUCUUAUGCCCAAUGUAGAAGGUAGCUCAACUGGGGAGAGGGACAAGAAUCAGGAGCUUUCCAUAUCCUCUACAAGUUAUUCAGAAGAUUCUGAAGAAGAGGAACUCUGGCCCUUGCUUUAUCCUAAUCCAUUACCAGUUGAUGAUUUCACGGAGCUUGUGAGAAAUGAUCUAAAGUCCCGUAAUUAUCCUAUGCCAAUUAGGCUUGAGGGGGGUAUGCGCUUGAUUAAUACUUUUGAAGAGGAAUUUGUUGAAGAUACAUGGAGCAAACUCAGUAAGAAGGUUGCUUCAGGUAUAUCCCGAAGUGUUGUCUCACUUGCUUCAUUCAAAGGAGAAGAAAGGUUUUUUGCUUGCACUGGUAUAUUUAUAGGCUUCAAUGAAUCCACCUCAAGGGUUUUGACUUCAGCAAGUUUGGUUAGAACUUCUGCUGAUGAAUACAAGAUUGCUGAUAACUUGAAGAUUAAAGUGUACCUUCCAAAUAAGCAAGUUGCUGAAGGGACAUUGCAACAUUACAAUUUGAGUUAUAAUAUUGCUGUGGUCAGUGUCAUGGGUUUCCGCUGUCUUCGAACCGCAGAAUUCAACAAUAGGCAAAUUGAACCCCAUAUGGAGGUAGUAGCUGUAGGACGUAUCUUUGAAUCAGGCAAAUUAAUGGCCACAAGUGGGAAAGUGGCUGACAAAGAAGGCAAUCUCGACUGCAAAGAGCUUAUGAUCUCCACUUGUAAAGUCACAAAGGCUGGUAUUGGAGGCCCCCUGAUUGAUUUUGAUGGGAAUUUCAUUGGCAUGAACUUCCAUGGUAAGGAAGAAACACAUUAUCUACCAAGGUCUAUUGUUCUGGAAAGGUUGAGGCUUUUUGAAAGGUAUGCCUAUACACAUCUUUUUUUUAAUAGUCAGCAAGUGCUAUUUGUUAGCCCAAAGAUCUCUUUCCAUUAACCACAGGGACAAUAG
This is a messenger RNA of Setaria italica (foxtail millet), 1686 nucleotides long. RefSeq lists its product as uncharacterized. Lineage: Eukaryota; Viridiplantae; Streptophyta; Magnoliopsida; Poales; Poaceae. The transcript is spliced from 12 exons. The record is from RefSeq and is a predicted model, not a curated record. The annotation marks the transcript as partial.